UUCCUGUCUAGUGGAGCAAACACAGGGUAACAGUAACACUGAUCCUUUGUGUCCAUCACCACAAACUAUCUUCACCCACUUUUAAGAAGCUAGAUCAGCGGAUUAUUCACUUUCUGUUUGAAGAAACUGAUCUGUGACAGGAAGCAGGUUGUUUCACACUGACGCCCAUGAAGGAACCAUCUCUGUAAGAUACGGCAUUUCAGUAUCUGAAAUGUUUCAGGCAGUGAGUGUACAGAUCCUCCUCCUGCUGCUGUUUGGAGGAUACGCCUUCUCCGAGGAAGAAUGUGUUAAAAUAUCAGUGACUUCAUGUGAUGCCUGUAUUAAGUCUGGGCCAGGCUGUGUCUGGUGCCAGGAUGUGAAUUUCACCAAACCUGGGGAGCUGGACACAGUACGAUGUGACACCCGGAGUGCGCUCCUUAAAAGAGGCUGCCCAGAAACAAAGUUGAUCAACCCGCCCAGCAGUAUGCAGUUUAUCAAAAACAAACCACUGUCUGAUGGACAAGCAAAAAAAGAUCUGGUCCAGGUCCAGCCACAAGAAAUCACACUUGAUCUCAGACCAGGAAAACCCUACAGUUUUGACCUUAAAUUUAAGAGGGCACAGGGCUACCCUGUUGAUCUGUACUACCUGAUGGAUUUGUCCUACUCCAUGAAUGAUGAUUUGAAGAAUGUGAAAACCCUUGGAAUACAGCUACUAAACAGACUUAAACAAAUUACUGGAUCUGCAAGAAUCGGCUUUGGGUCGUUUGUUGAUAAGACGCUGCUUCCAUUCACUGACACAAAUGAAGAAAAACUUAAGAAGCCCUGUCCACCUGAAGAAAGCGAAUGUGAGCCAGCAUUUGGGUAUAAGCACGUUCUCAGUCUGACUGAUAAUGGAGAGCAGUUCAAAAAUAUGGUCUCUCAGCAGCGCAUAUCUGGCAACUUGGAUGCACCAGAGGGAAGUCUGGAUGCCAUCAUGCAAGUGGUCACCUGCGAGAAUGAGAUCGGCUGGGGGAACAGCACACGUCUGCUGGUGCUGGCCACUGACGACGGGUUUCACAUGGCAGGGGACGGGAAACUUGCUGGCAUUCUAGAACCCAACCAAGAGUCCUGUCAACUAGACAAGAAAAAUAUGUACAGCAAGAGCAACCUUUGGGACUACCCAUCUGUUGGUCAGAUAGCCAGAAAAUUGGAGGAGAAAAACAUACAGCCAAUUUUUGCUGUCACUCAGAAAGUAGCAGAUGUUUACAGAGAGCUGAGCAAACUGAUUCCUAAAUCUGACGUUGGAGUACUCAGUGGAGAUUCAAGCAAUGUUGUGAAUUUAAUUGUGGAUGCUUACAAUAAAUUGUCUUCCAACAUAAUUGUGACCCACGAUACCCUUCCAGAACACGUAUCAGUAACAUACACAACAUGUCAAGGACAGUCAUCAAGCGAUAGGGGCAUCUGUAACAAUGUCAAUAUCGGACAAGAGGUGAAAUUUACUGUGACUGUGAAAGCAUCAAAAUGCAUAGACCUAAAGACCUUUACCAUCGGACCUCUGGGCUUCAAUGAAAAGCUGACGGUUAAAGUAAGAACACGCUGUCAGUGCGAAUGCGACAACAUACGAAACAAUGCAUCCGAGCACUGUAAUAGACAAGGCAGUGUCGUCUGUGGCACCUGCAGUUGCAAUCCACAAUUCCUGGGACAACGGUGUGAGUGCAGCGUGGGCCAUAAGGACGAGGCUGCACUGAAAGCACAGUGUCGUAAAGACAAUGGCACUGAAUGCGAAGGCCGAGGAGACUGUGAAUGUGGGGUUUGUAAGUGUCACCUGACAGAAGGAGGCAGCUCCUACUACGGCCCUCACUGUGAAUGUGAUGACGAACACUGCGAGAAGUACCAGAACAAGCUUUGUGGAGGUAAUGGUGAGUGUAAGUGUGGUCGAUGCAAGUGCAAAGAUGGCUUUGAGGGAACCGCCUGUCAGUGCCAGAAAUCGACAGAGGGUUGCAUCGCCAGAACAGGAGCUGUGUGUCAUGGUCGUGGCAAAUGUGAGUGCAACCAGUGUGUUUGCGAGGGAGGAUACAAGGGCCUUAAAUGUGAGACCUGUCACACUUGCACCUUGCCAUGCCAACAGUCUGGGAGCUGUAUUGAAUGUCUAGGCUUUAAAUCAGGACCUUUUCAAAAGAACUGCCCAUUAUCCUGCGGACACCUUGUGCCUAAUAUAGUAGACAAACUGCUCAAAAGUGACUGUCGAGUGAAAGACCAAGAGGGCUGCUGGAUGUCGUUUACCAUGAAGGAACGAGAUGGAUUUAACAAUUAUACUGUUAACAUCCUCAAGGACAGAGAAUGUCCCGAGGGGCCGAAUGUUGGAGCGAUUGUCGGUGGUUCUCUGGCUGCUGUGGCUUUGAUUGGACUUCUACUCCUUCUCCUCAUCAAGGGUAUCAUCUAUGCAAAAGACCUCAAAGAAUGGAGGAAGUUUGAAAAGGAGCAGCAACGCCGUCAAUGGGCAAAAAGUGAAAAUCCACUUUUCCAAAAAGCAACAACUACUGUUGCAAACCCAACAUUUACUGGAGACUCCUAAAGCAGAAGUGGAACCUCGAGGGAAUGUACAGCAGGGUUGAUGUAGAGAAACGCACUGUGCUUGUUUGCUAUGUCUGAUAUUAUCAAUCCAGUCCUCAAGAAGCCCCAGCCAGAUCACGUUUGUAAGAUUCCUCUAAGAUGGACAAUCAGUGUUCUACACCUGAACUACCGGUAACUACUCUGAAUUAAGCAGCACCUGAUGGCUCAAGGACUGGAUGAAGCUCACACCUGGCUAUUUUUAAGUAUUGUUUUUAUUAAUUAUGCACUGUUUUGUCACAUAUUUUAAUGUUUUAACUCAUGUAAACAUUUUUCUAACUUACCAUUUACAGUAUUGAACCCUUAUUGCACAUAUUGUUGAUGUGAUCUGUUUUGUUUUCAUGGAUUUGUAUGACUGAAAUGUGUAUGUGAAACUCAGUCUUGUACAAUUUAAAUAAAGGUAUAUUACACUUAA
Astyanax mexicanus (Mexican tetra) is the source of this 2983-nucleotide messenger RNA. RefSeq names its product integrin, beta 2 (gene itgb2). The transcript has 17 exons. The record is from RefSeq and is a predicted model, not a curated record. The coding region runs from base 212 to 2533 and encodes 773 amino acids. Gene Ontology annotation, biological process: cell-matrix adhesion; integrin-mediated signaling pathway; cell migration. Gene Ontology annotation, cellular component: cell surface; focal adhesion; integrin complex. NCBI's taxonomy places the organism in Eukaryota, Metazoa, Chordata, Actinopteri, Characiformes, Acestrorhamphidae. Gene Ontology annotation, molecular function: integrin binding; amyloid-beta binding.